AUGGUCGGUUUCUCAGUAUCCCGAAAGCUCUCUCAAGUGCAAAACACAUCUGAAGAAGACCUCAACUUCCACCACAAAACUCGAUUCAUUAUUCUGAUAAUUGUCACAUUAUGUUUGUCAAUUGCUCAAUCUGACACCCUCACACUGAAUUUUACAAUCAUUUGUAUGUCUGGAGAUGGAGCUCAAGUAGGCAAUCAUUCCGCUUUAUCGAAUUUAGAGGAUAUGGAGAUGACGCUGGUGAAUGGAUCUGGAACAUUGAGAGAAAACGUGGAGCAUAUGGAGCACAAGAUUGCAGAUGGAAGGUAUAACUACACACCAUCGGAGAAGAGUUUGCUGUUUUCAUUGGUAGCUGUCGGAGCAAUGGUUGCAGUUUAUCCAGUCAUGCUUUUAAUUGGGAAAUUCGGAUCCCGCUCUGUCUGUUUCUGGAUGGGAAUGCUUUCCGCAGUGACUACUGCUCUUAUCCCAUGGAUGGCAUACAUUGGAUUCUACCCACUCCUUGUCAUGAGAUUCCUCCAAGGUGCUGGACUCUCCACUGGAUUCACACUUAUUGGAAUCUGCACUCGUCAAUGGUCCAUGCAAGUUCAGAAUGCACUGUACAUUGCCGUAUUGACCACGUUCUUCCAGAUUGGUCCAAUUUUCACCAUGCCUGUGGCUGGAGCAUUGUGUACAUCUUCCCUCGGAUGGCCAGCUGUCUACUACAUUCAUGCUGUUGUCACAUUCGGUCUCUUCAUUCUUUUUUACUUCUUCUAUAGAGAGAACCCAACCCGUCACGCAUUCGUCAGCACCAAGGAACUCGAAAAGAUCCAAAGAGACAAAGGAGAGGGAAAGCGUGAAGCUGUUCCCCUCAAGGCUAUCCUCACUGAUCCUGUCAUCUAUUCCAUCUGGAUCUCAGCUAUCGGAAAUUUCAUGGGAAUCCAAUUGACGAUGCAGUUCUCACCAACGUACCUGAACAAAGUGAUGGGAUUCGCAGUCGAGCAAACCGGAACAUUCAGUGCAAUCCCUCAAGUCGUCACAUUCUUCUUGAAAAUUGCCGCCGGAUAUGCCGCUGAUAAAAUGAGAUGUUGCACUCCACAAACUUCUGUCAAGAUUUUCAACAAUUUGGCGUUGGGUGGAAUGAGUAUUUCUUUCCUAGGUCUUGCUCUCAUCCCAACAUCUGAACCAGUUCUUGGACUGUGCAUGCUCAUAUUCUCUUGCUCAAUCAUUGGAUUCAACUGUGGUGCUUUCUUCAGAAGUUCGGCUAUCUAUGCUGCCCAGCACAAUCACUUCAUAAUGGGUGUCAACUCAUUCCUCAACUGCCUCGCCUCCCUCAUCGCUCCAGUCGUCGUCAAUAUUUUCGUUACAAAUGACACCUGGGACGAGUGGUGGUGGGUGUGGAUGGUAUACUUCGUCGCUCUUUUCGUUGCCAACAUUGUCUUCCAAAUCUACGGAAAAGGAGUCCCAGCCGAGUGGACCAAAGCAGGAUAUGGAGCAAAGAGUGCCGUCGGAGACGUGAUUCCUUCGAUUCCAAAACCAACAGAGCCAGUUGAGACACCGAAAGUAUAA
Caenorhabditis remanei is the source of this 1542-nucleotide messenger RNA. RefSeq lists its product as uncharacterized. The transcript has 4 exons. Gene Ontology annotation, molecular function: transmembrane transporter activity. The coding region runs from base 1 to 1542 and encodes 513 amino acids. Gene Ontology annotation, biological process: transmembrane transport. Lineage: Eukaryota; Metazoa; Nematoda; Chromadorea; Rhabditida; Rhabditidae. The record is from RefSeq and is a predicted model, not a curated record.